Molecule: messenger RNA, 1417 nt
Organism: Eubalaena glacialis (North Atlantic right whale)
Lineage: Eukaryota; Metazoa; Chordata; Mammalia; Artiodactyla; Balaenidae
Product: zinc finger protein 75D-like
Exons: 8
Biological process (GO): regulation of DNA-templated transcription
Source: RefSeq, a predicted model, not a curated record
CCCGUGGCGCAGGAACUGCUCCGGGCGGGCCGUCUGGGCCAGGCGAACUUAAGUGGUUCCGGGCCUGAGCCUCGGAACCCACCUCUGAGUGGCGCGGGGCGGGGAGCUGUCCUCAGAGCGGUGGCGGGACCGGCGGCGACUUGCGGUAGAGCCCCGGGAGGAGGGAGCGGCCUCCACGAAGCCAAGCCCUCCGAGAAAGAAGAACCUUCUAUUGGUUUUGUUCCAGACCAGACUGGGCCUCAGUUGUCAAAGAUGGUGCUGGUGGUGUGUCCAACACAGGAGCCAAAUUGUUCCUAGAUCAGAAUGAUGACAGUAGAUCUGAAGGUGGGUAAGUACUUGAACCCUCAGAUCAGGGCUCUGUGGGAGACCAAGGGACCUGUGACAGAGAGCUCCAGUCAGCAUAAGAAAUAUGCCCCCCAAACGGACGGUCUCAGUCCCGAGAGGUCUCACCAGCACUUCUAGAGCUUCCUCUGUCAUGAUGCAGCUGGACCCAGGGAGGCUGUUGACCAGCUUCAGAAAUUAAGCCCAUGGUGGCUGAGGCCAGAGAUUCAGUCAGAAGCGCAGAUCUUGGAACUUGUGGUCCUAGAGCAGUUCCUGACCAUUCUGCCCAGGGACACCCAGACCCGCAUAAAGAAGCACCAUCUACAGAGCAUCGAGGAGGCUGUGGUCCUGGUAGAACACUUGCAGAGGGAAUCUGGUCAAAUGAGGAAUGGAGUUGCAGACCAUGAGCUGGGAAAGGAGGCAGUGCUCUUGGGAGAAACAGCAGAGGCCCUAGGCUUCAAGCUGAAGCCAGCAGAGGCCCAGCAAGUGGGCAUGUCCCAGGAUGAAGAAUUUUGGAAUACACACCAGAGUCUACAAGAGCUGCUGAUCAGGAAUACCCACAAAGAAACUGAGCCCGUAUGCGAGAGGGCGGUGCCUGCUCACCGGAUCCUAGCCUUUCCUGAACAGACAAACACCAAAGACUGGCCAGUGGCACCUGAGCUCAUCUUGCCUGAGUCCCAGAGCUUGUUGACAUUUGAAGAAGUGGCCAUAUAUUUUUCCCAGGAAGAAUGGGAGUUACUGGAUCCUACUCAGAAGGCCCUCUACCAUGAUGUAAUGCAAGAAAACUAUGAGACUGUCAUCUCUCUAGCAUUAUUUGUGCUCCCCAAAACUGAAGUGAUCUGCUUAGAGCAAGGGGAAGAGCCAUGGGUUCAAGGAUCCCCAGUGUUCAAAGACAGUCCCGGAGAGCUGUUUUCAGAAAACAACUCUAAAACCUGGAUAGAAUGUAUGGAGCAGCUAUUUGAGAACGUCAAAGCAUUAAUAGCAGUUGGUGAUUUGGAGAAGAACACCAGAGUUCAAAGUACCACUGAACUGAUGAAGCCGAGCCGAGGACGAGCAGCAGGACUGCAAGGAGGCUGGAGCUGAUGAUGGUGAAAGC